CACACCCUACCGCGCCUGGCUGAACCGAAGGGAGGCCAUUUCUCCCUCUCUCUGCUUCUGCAGGGCAGGGUGUCCAGGCUCCAGCACCUCCAGGGGCCUAGCAGGCGAGCCGCGUGCGGCACAGGUCGUGUUCGGCGAGCCCGAUCCACCCAGACCCAGCACAUCUACCUACCCGCCGGACCACGCGCCAGCCUCUUACCCUCCUCCUUCUCCACUUCGGGUACUAAACAGACCAGUGACCUGAAACGAAGAGAUGCCUCUAAAAGGCAGGCGGAACUGGAAGCCGCUGUGCGGAGGAAGAUGGAGUUUGAAAGGAAAGCUGUACGUAUCGUAGAGCAGCUCUUAGAGGAGGACGUCACAGAAGAAUUCCUCAAGGAGUGUGGGAUGUUCAUCACGCCAGCUCACUACAGCGAUGUUGUGGAUGAGAGGUCCAUCAUCAAACUCUGUGGCUAUCCUUUAUGUCAGAAGAAGCUAGGAGUUAUACCGAAACAGAAAUAUAGAAUUUCUACUAAAACCAAUAAAGUCUAUGAUAUUACUGAAAGAAAGUCUUUCUGCAGCAAUUUUUGCUACAGAGCAUCUAAAUUUUUUGAAACACAGAUUCCCAAAACUCCAGUAUGGGUUCGAGAAGAAGAGAGACCUCCUGAUUUUCAGUUGCUGAAGAAAGGACAAAGCGGCUCUUCUGGAGAAGUAGUACAGUUCUUCAGAGACGCCAUUACCGUAGCAGAUGUUGAUGCGCAGUGUGAACCUGCUUCUUCCAGCUCUAGGAGUGAGUGUGCCAGUGAUGAGGAAGAGCAAGGCUUUGUUUCUUCUAUUCUACCAGGAAACAGAUCAAAGGCAGUGGAUACAAGACCACAGCCACACACAAAAAACAGCAUAAUGAAAAAGAAGGCUGCUCAGAAGGUGAACUCCAAGCAGGGAGAUCAGACCGUGUCCGAGGUUACUGAGAAGUUGGAUAAUUGCAGAUUAGAUAGCCAGGAGAAAGUGGCCACUCGUAAACUUCCUUUAAAAAAAGAAAAUACUCAGAUUUCUUCACCUGACCCUUUGUGUGACACAUUCAACACUUCCACAGUUUCUGAAGAUAAACACAGUGUAUCACAAGUUACUCUUGUGGGCAUAAGCAAGAAGAGUGCUGAGCACUUCAGGAACAAAUUUACCAAGUCUAACUCAGGCUCUGGGUCAGCCUCUGGUUUGGUGCAGGUACGUCCUGAGGUGGCGAAGGCAAACUUACUCCGAGUUCUAAAGGAUACCCUGACUGAAUGGAAGACAGAAGAAACACUGAAGUUUUUAUAUGGCCAGGACCAUGAUUCUGUGUGCAUGAAACCCUCUUCAGCCUCGGGGCCUGAUGAAGAACUUGAUGAAGAUGACAUAAGCUGUGACCCAGGGAGUUGUGGUCCUGCCCUGAGUCGAGCGCAGGACACCCUGGAUGAGACACUGCCCUUUAGAGGCUCAGACACGGCCAUUAAGCCGCUGCCAAGUUAUGAGAGCUUGAAAAAGGAAACAGAGAUGCUGAACCUGAGGGUCAGGGAGUUUUACAGAGGGCGCUGUGCUGUAAAUGAAGAUACUACCAUGUCUCAGGGCUCAAAAGAGAAUGUGUUUCAGCGUGAUCUCAGCUUCCCACUGAUUGAUUCAAGUUCCCAGAACCAGAUUAGAAGACGGAUUGUUCUUGAAAAAUUGAGAAAAGUAUUGCCUGGACUUUUGGGUCCUCUUCAGAUUACAAUGGGAGAUAUUUAUACUGAACUUAAAAACCUCGUUCAGACUUUCAGAUUAUCAAAUAGAAACAUUAUACACAAACCUGUGGAAUGGACUCUAAUCUCUGUGGUCUUGCUGUUACUAUAAAGCUCUGAAGUGAAGGCCCAUGAUGGCAUGCCCCUGGCAUGCUCUCUCAUCUGUCCUCUCUGAUCUCUUCCAACACCAUCGCACUGCUGGCCUUACCUACCUAUUAGUUUCUUAUUUUGGUGACUGUCUUUUUACCUAAAGUAAAUUUUGUUUUGUGUUUUGGGAUCCUCUCACUCCAUGACCCAGGCAGCCAUGCUGCCCACAGCUGACAGCAGUCAGCUGCCUCAAGUCUUCCAGGUCUAGGAUUACAAGAGUGUACCACUACAGCCAGCUUACCUAAGACAGAGUUAAUAGAACUCUUAUGUGUGUAACUACCUUCUAACAAGCCCUAUUUCACUAAAUGUAAAUCCACUGCCCUAGAGACAACACUUGUCUUGAAGCUCUAACCUCAGCUUCACAAAUAUUCACAUUUUGGAAGUGUGAGGAGUUAGACUGAAUUCAGAUUUUGCUGAAGCAGCACUUGUUUCUAAUGAGACAGUCUUAGCAGCUCCUGGUGCCAGCCCUGAUGUUCAGCUGAAGCAGGAGAGUGAGGGGUGCUGAAGGAUGGUGAGAGCUCUGUGGGGUCACUGGAGGCAUCUAUGAGAGUAAAGCCACAUUCUGAAAAGAUGGCUCUCUGCCCCUUUGUCCCUUCGCCUAGCGCAUUUCCAAUCUCUCUCCCACACUUCUCUCUUUGACUUGAAGUCAGUGUUCCUUGGUAAAGGUUUCCUCAGAUCUUAAUUUCAAAAAUGAAGAACUAGGGCUAGUGGAGUUGAAAGUUGGUCUUGUGUAUACAAAGCUGGGUUUGGGUUUAGUAUACACACGCAUACACACACACUAAAUUAAAAUAAAAAUUAGAUAAACUGUAUUUCUGCUUCCAAAUACUAUUUCACUCUUACUUCUUUAGUUGUUCCACUUCAUUCUCCUCCUGCCCCAGAUCAGUGAUUUGCCCUGGGAAAACUAAGACACAAUCUGAAACAGGUGUCCUAUGCAACUGUGUCUAACCCUGGUGUCUCUUCUCUCACAUUUCUGAUCUUUGCCUCUCAUGCCCUUCUGUUUCCAAUGGCCUGGUAGUCCAUCUAUGAGAUGUAAACAUAUAGUUCAUCCUUG
Grammomys surdaster is the source of this 2922-nucleotide messenger RNA. It is a transcript of the gene Rpap2, whose product is annotated as RNA polymerase II associated protein 2. NCBI's taxonomy places the organism in Eukaryota, Metazoa, Chordata, Mammalia, Rodentia, Muridae. Gene Ontology annotation, molecular function: RNA polymerase core enzyme binding; RNA polymerase II CTD heptapeptide repeat phosphatase activity. The transcript has 12 exons. Gene Ontology annotation, cellular component: cytoplasm; nucleus. The record is from RefSeq and is a predicted model, not a curated record. Bases 301 to 1836 code for a protein of 511 amino acids.